Molecule: messenger RNA, 3148 nt
Organism: Helianthus annuus (common sunflower)
Lineage: Eukaryota; Viridiplantae; Streptophyta; Magnoliopsida; Asterales; Asteraceae
Product: kinesin-like protein KIN-14T
Exons: 11
Coding region: 251-2623 (790 amino acids)
Biological process (GO): microtubule-based movement
Molecular function (GO): ATP binding; microtubule motor activity; microtubule binding
Source: RefSeq, a predicted model, not a curated record
AGAGAGAGAGAGAGAGAGAGAGAGAGAGAGAGGGAGGGAGGGAGAAUAUGAGAGGGUAACCUCCUAAAAAAAGUGGGUCAGCUUCUGAUGAUGGGUUGAUUCUAUACCUAUUCCCAAAAGGCUAAACCUCAUAUUCAGUUUUAUAGUGUGUUAUUCACACAUUAAGUAUCUCUAAAGGUUGUUGCAGCCAUGGAAUCUUAUCAAGAUACAGUUGAUCAUCAACUUUCUACAAUCAAAUGAACAUUGAAUCAUGAUGAAGAUGAAGAACACCAAGAAAUCUUUCAGAAGUUUAACUGAAACAAUCCAUUCUCUUCUCGGAUUCAAGACCGAAACUAAUUCCACUUGGGCUAAUACCGUGUGUGACAUCAUCAAAAGCUUGCCAUCCACAGCUGACUACGAGAAUGAUUACGAUGAUUCGGCUCAUGCGCGUGAUCGUGAUCAUGAUCAUGAUCAUGAUGAUGUUAUUAUUUCAAAAAUUCAUGGUGAACUUGCCACCCUGAAUCGGGAAGUUGGUAGAUUAAAUGCGCAAAGAAGGCGUGUUCUCAAUGAAUUUCUACAAUUGAAAGGAAAUAUUCGUGUAUUUUGUCGAAUCAGGCCCACAAUAAACGGCGAGAAAUUUAGCCAUCAAAGGCCCGUUGUUCCGGUAGAUUCAAGUGGCAUUCUGGUUCAUUUUGCCGAGAACAAGAGAAAACUGUAUAAUUUUGACAUGGUUUUACACCCUGGUUCAACACAAGAUGAAGUAUUUUCAGAAAUUGAACCGGUUAUCAAAUCCGCUUUGGAUGGAUAUAAUGUCUGUAUAUUAGCAUACGGGCAGACGGGCACAGGCAAGACUUUCACCAUGGAAGGAAAUCCAGAUAGUCCAGGGGUAGUUCCCCGCACAAUCGAAGCAUUAUUCAAGCAAGCAGCAGAUAGCAACCAUACAUAUCUUUUUAGCUUCAGCAUGCUUGAAAUUUACCUUGGUCAACUCAAAGACUUACUCAUACCUCAUGCAAGAAAAGCUACUGAUCCUUUGCCCCCAUGUCUUUCCAUCCAAACCGAUCCUAACGGUGGGAUUGUGAUCGAUAAUCUUGUAAGCAUCCAAGUCAGCAACUUUAAUCAUGCAAUAAGUCUUUAUAGACUCGGAAGUCAACUCAGAUCAACUGCUUCAACAAAUUCCAAUAAAGUUUCUAGUAGAUCACAUUGCAUGAUUCGCAUGUCGAUGACUUGUUCUGAUGCUACCGAAAGGCGAAAGGUUACAAAUAAAAUUUGGAUGGUUGAUUUGGGCGGAAGUGAGCGCGUUUUGAAAACGAAAGCAUGGGGAAGAAGAUUUGAAGAAGGAAAAGCUAUUAAUCUUUCUCUUUCGGCCCUUGGUGAUGUCAUCAAUGCUCUCCAAAGAAAGAAUAGCCACAUACCUUACAGGAACAGCAAGCUGACGCAGGUGCUUAAAGAUUCAUUAGGAGAGGAUUCCAAAACACUGAUGCUUGUGCAUGUCAGCCCGAAAGAAGCAGAUUUAUGCGAGACUGUCUGUUCUCUAAAUUUCGCACUACGCUUGAGAAGCAUCCACUUAGGGAAGACCGAAUCGAACGAAACAAGAGUAACGAGGGAAAAAGCAAUGACCGACCUACAACACGAGAUGCAAGAGAUCGAAAACAACCGUUACGGAUUCAUAAAAGAAAUCAAGAAACUGAAUCAGAAAUUGGAUUCACUAACAAAAACAUCAACAUAUUCAAACGAGAAACUGGACGGGUUACUAUCAUCAACAUCAUCCUUAAAAGCCCCUCAAGAUUCAGCAGACGAAAUUACCGUAACGCCCCAAUCAUCAAAGAUUCCAAGAUUUAUGAAACCCACAAUCUGCAGCACACGAAAAUCAGGAACGGGUAAUCAAAACUUGUAUAAAAGAGAUAUCAGACCAGCAAGAAGAAAAAAGUUACCGUUAUCUCGUGCAGAAUCUGUUAGUUUUCCGUUAAAGAACAUGACAGAAAGCUAUUCGGGAAGCAGUAUCUCCAGAGCAAGUUAUUUAGUGGGCUUGAAUGAGAGACACUCCGAAAUCGAUGACAUAGACUUAAGUUCAGUAAACGAGUCAGAGGCUAACUACCGGGUUAGCUUACAUGAGAACAAACGGGUCAUCUCAAACCCGGCCCGUUUAAAGAAAAGUAAACAUAAGGAACAUAUAAAACAUAUGAAACAAGGAAAGCCUGCAGAUGUAAAAUUUGCAGGUGAAGAAUCAAGAUAUGAAAACAGUUCAACGACUCCUUCAACCAUCGGUACAAAAUCUGUUACAGGUGUCGAUGACUCAUCAACCGAAUGUGACAUGUAUUGUCGGGUCAUGCCAUGCGAUACCGUUGAUGAUACAUGUCAUCUGAAUGAUGAUGACAGUGAGGUUGAGUGGGCAGUUAUAUCACAACUGUCAACACGUGAAGCGCGAAAUUUAGAGGCCUGCUGCGAGUUGGAAGAUGAUUUGCGUGCAGAAUUUUCGUCAUUCGACAAAGUUAUUCUCCAGGAUUUGACUAAUCACUCAUUCCAAAAUCAUGAACAUGCAGAAACCAGAGUGUUGACUCGGCACAUGUUUCUUCAAUGGUCUUACUCUUGGUUGCGAGGUGUCUUUAUGUGUAUUUGGGUGAAAAUCUCAGCAGCCCACUUCUAGGCAUUGUGUGUAUUUGGGUGAAAAUCUCAUCUCGUGGUCUUCUAAACGCCAAUCUACCGUUUCGAGGUCCAGUGCAGAUGCUAAAUAUCGGGGUGUGGUAAAUGCGGUGGCUGAUAUAUGCUGGUUACGUAACCUAUUGUUGGAGCUUCCUCGCCCUUUAUCUAAGGCAACUCUCGUGUACUGUGAUAACAUUAGUGUAAUUUAUCUCUCAGGCAAUCCGGUUCAACAUCAGCGUACUAAAUAUAUCGAGCUGGACAUUCAUUUUGUACACGAACAUGUCAACGUGGUACUAUUCGCAUUCUUCAUAUUCCAUCUAGUUUUCAUAUAGCUGACGUCUUCACUAAAGGACUACCCAAAUAUCUAUUUGAACAACACAGAUCCAGUCUCAACAUUUGGUUUUCUCCCGCUUUGACUGUAGAGUGUAAUAGAUAUCAUAUAUGGGGAAUGUGUAUGUUUUAAAUGUUGUAUAUCCUCUCCAAAAUAGGAGAUAUGGUUUAUAAUAAUUUAUUUUUAUUAGUAUAGCAG